GGGAGAGAGACGAAUCAAAAUAAAAAAUACAGUGGCAUUAUUAUUGUUACUGUUGUUGCAAACAGUUGCAAAAGAAAGUACUCCUCAUGUUGUACAAUUAUACUGUCGCGUGCUUGUGUAUGUGUUGUUUUUUAAUUUAAUUAAUUUUUUAUAUGGUGAUCGCGUCUUCAGACUGUUUAGAGAGGAUGCAUAAUAAUUUGCCUGGUUUUAUAAUAUUCGUGUAUACAUAACCAAAAAAAACAUUGUCAAUUUGUUAACAAUCUUUGUCUAAUUGUUUACAUCAAUUUGAGUGUUUUACAUCAUCAAUAAAUGUGUGCUAAUUUACUUGUAACAUUGGAUAUUGUUUAACAAUCUUAAAUAUAAUUUACGAAAGAAGGAAAUUUGUUUGCAGUUAUUUAAAAUCUUGUCAGAUUUUAUUUUUUCAAGGAUAAGAUUGGUCUCGAAUGGAUAUUCGAGUGAAACGUGGACCCCAGGGGGUAGAAAUAAAUAUUGUUAUUGCUGAAGAAGAGGACUAUGACGCUGCCGGUAUCAAGUUAUGAGGCACUUCUUGUUCAAGUACGCGAACUUACUAAUGAGACCAUUCUACUUCAACAACAAUUAUCAUCUGAUCUUUUUGAUAAUAUUGAUCGUUCAAGUGGUGUCAAUUGUCAUUCAAUAAAACAACAAAUUAAUACUGACAAAUUAUUGACGGGCAAUGUGAGACAUCAAAUUGAUAGAAGCCGAGUCUCUGAUACUGGACAAUCAACAUUUAACGAUAGAAACUCAACAAAUUAUCAAUCUGGAUUUUUGGAAACAGUACCAGAAAGCCUUGAUCCAAGUGAAUUAACAGAAAAAUUAUUAACUUGGCGUGACAUUCAACAAAAGUCAUUGAAUAAACAGGAGGAAUCGCAGUUGCGUCUCGAAAAACAGCAUAAAAAACAUCAGUUUAACAACACGUUCUAUCCGGACAAGCUGGACUUGCCGGCAACUACGUGUCUUCCUCAAUAUCAUCAACAAUAUCAACAAAAUUCAAUAAACGACAAUACAGAAUUAAAAACUGGCACAAAUUCUUAUCAAUUAUUGUCUAAUGAAAAAUGCAAAUUUAAAGAAAUAAAUUUCAUGGAGGGACAAACUUCAACUUCACUUAAAUCACAGAUUAAAACGAGUGAUGAUUCAAAGAAGAAUUAUCAGGAUGAUGAUUGUAGUAGUGAUGAGGAAAUAAAAAAUGUUAAAAAACAACAUCAACAAUCAACAUCAUCAUUGUCAUCAUGUAGCAAUGGUGGUACAUGGCCAAUUAAAAAAGAUACAUGGAUGGAAAAUCAAAAUGUAUUAUAUUCAAGUAAAACAUCAACAUCAAGUGGUUUAAUAAAUCAUGAUAUGGCAAGUGUUAUGAGUUUUUCAUCAUCAGCAGGUAGUGGAUGUUCUGGUAGUGUUGGAAAUGGUCAUAGACGUCUUGGAGCAAAAGUUGAUGUUGUUUAUAGUUUACUUGGUAUGCUUGGAAGUAAUGAGGGUCGUGAAGAUAUGAGUGGUACAUUAUUAGCAAUGAGUAAUUCAAUUGAUAGUUGUCUUAUAAUGCGUCAAUCUGGUUGUUUGCCAUUAUUAAUACAAUUAAUUCAUGCACGUGGACAAGAUAUAGAAACACGUGAACGUGCAUCACAAGCACUUCAUAAUGUAAUACAUGCAAGAUGUGAUGAAAAAGUUGGUAGACGUGAAGUACGUGUAUUACGUUUACUUGAACAAAUACGUGAUUAUUGUCAAAUGUUAAGAAUAUCAUUGAAUACUGAACGUCCAUUGGAUGAUUUAGAAAGACAUCCUGGACCAACAAUUGCUGCACUUAUGAAAUUAUCAUUUGAUGAAGCACACAGACAUGCAAUGUGUCAACUUGGUGGUCUUCAUGCUGUUGCUGAACUCAUUGAAAUGGAUCAUGCUGCACAUGGUAGUAAUUCAAAUGAUCCAACAUGUAUAACAUUACGUAGAUAUGCUGGUAUGGCAUUGACAAAUUUAACAUUUGGUGAUGGUAAUAAUAAAGCAUUAUUAUGUUCAUUUCUUGAAUUUAUGAAAUCAUUAGUAUUACAAUUACAAAGUAUAAGUGAUGAUUUACGUCAAGUAACAGCAUCUGUAUUACGUAAUUUAUCAUGGCGUGCUGAUAGUGGUUCUAAAAAAACAUUACGUGAAGUUGGUGCUGUUGUUGGAUUAAUGAAAGCAUCAAUGGAAGGUAGUAAAGAAUCAACAUUAAAAUCAAUAUUAUCAGCAUUAUGGAAUCUUUCAGCACAUUGUAGUACAAAUAAAGUUGAUAUUUGUGCUGUUGAUGGUGCAUUAGGUUUUCUUGUUGAUAUGUUAAGUUAUAAUGCACCAUCAAAAACACUUGCUAUUAUUGAAAAUGCUGGUGGUAUAUUACGUAAUGUAUCAAGUCAUAUUGCUGUUAGAGAUGAUUAUCGUAAAAUUGUACGUGAACGUGGAUGUUUACAAGUACUAUUAUCACAAUUAAGAUCACCAAGUUUAACUGUUGUUAGUAAUGCAUGUGGUGCAUUAUGGAAUUUAUCUGCUCGUUGUCCACAUGAUCAACGUUUAUUAUGGGAUCUUGGUGCAGUACCAAUGCUACGUAGUCUUGUACAUUCAAAACAUAAAAUGAUAUCAAUGGGUUCAUCAGCAGCAUUAAAAAAUUUAUUAUCAGCAAGACCUGGUGGUAGUAAUUUAGUACAUUUAGAUUCAACAGCACGUGGUUUAGGUUUACCAGCAUUACCAACACUUGGUGCACGUAGACAAAAAGCAUUGGAACAAGAAAUUGAUCAAAAUUUAUCAGAAACAUGUGACAAUAUUGAACCAAGUACAUCACCAAUAACAAAAGAUAAUAAUAAUAAUAAAUUUACAUUUAAUGAAACAAAUUUUAAUGAUAUUACUACAACAAAUACAAGAUUAAAAACAUCAUAUCAACGUAAUAAAUUUAAUAAUAAUAAUAGUAAUAAUAAUGGUGUAUCACGUAGUGAAUCAAGAGAAUCAAUGAAAUCAAUAACAAGUACACAUUCUGAUACAAUAUUUGAACGUGUACAUAGACAUGUUACUGGUGCUUGUAUUAAUCCAAAUGAUAUAUUUAUUAAACAACAAUCAUCAUCACUACAUUCAGCUGUUGAUUUUAAUCAAACAUUUAAAACAGAUUAUCAAAAUAAAACAAGUCAAAUUGAAAAAAAUUAUGCAUUAAAAUAUAAUAAUACAACAAAUCCAAAUGAUAUUAUAAGACCAACUGAAUUAGGAAUAAAUAUACUUGAUAUUGGUGAAAUAAGAUGUACAAGUUCAACAAUGUCAUGGGCUGCUGGUCCAAAUCAACAAUCAAUAUCACCAUUAUUAAGAUCUUCAAUUGAUGAUAAAUCAUUGACAACAUCAUCAAAUAAUAUUAAUUUACUUGAUGAAGAACAAAUUAUUGAUGAAAGUUUUGAUAAACAUUUAAAAAGUCCAUCGACGUCAUCAACAGCAACAACAACAUUUAAAUCAAUUAAAAAUACAAAAAUUAAUUCACCAACAUUGAGUAGUCAUGCAUCUGAAAUUGAUCCAUUUAGUGAUUAUGCUGAAACUGAUUUGGAUCAACCAACAAAUUAUAGUCUUCGUUAUGCUGAAAAAAAUUCUGAUGAAGAUGAAAAACAAAGUUCUGGAUAUUUUGCUGGUAGUGAACAAGAUAUUGAGGAUACAGUUAAAACAUAUUAUACAGAAGGUACACCAUAUGAAAAUUCAUUAAAUUCAUCAAGAGCAACAUCACAUUCUGAUCUUCAAGAUGACACUAAAAAUACUAAACUUAUUGAUAAACUAAAUGCUGAUGAACGUGGUAUUAUAACACGUAUGAAAGAGUUGAAUAUUUAUGAAAGAAAAACAUCAUCAUCAUCCUCAUCAUCAUCAAAACGUAAUAGUUAUAUUGAUAAAACUGAAAAUCCAAUAUUAAAUUCAUCAUUAAAACGUUUAAGUUUACCACCAAAUCCUAUAGAUAUUAAUUCAGAUAUUGAUUCUGGUAUUGAUGGUAUAAAUACAAAUUAUAAAAAAAUAAAUAAAAAUUUUGAUGAUCACGUUGUUGUUGAAUCAACAACAGUAAGAUUAAAUUCACUUGGUAAUAUUAUUAACAAUGAUGAAAGUAAAAUAAUAAAUGAUUGUAAAUUAAGAGAAAGAGAAAUUAAAUUAUCAAAAAAACAACUAAUUGGUACAAUUGAACCUGAAAGUUUAACUGAAUCAUUGGCAAGUGAUGCUGAUGAUAAUGAAGAUGAUGAAGAUUUAUUAGCUGCUUGUAUUCAUGUUGGAAUGCAAAAUAAUCGUCAUAAUCAAUCAUUUUCACGUAAUAGUUUAGAGACAAUAAAUAACAGUGGUCAUUUGACACGUUAUGAAACAAGUACUGAACUUAAUCAAGUUGAAGAAAAAACAAAUAAUCCAUCAAAGCUAUUUAAUAUGAAAUUAAAUUCAGAUGAUGAUUUAACAUUAAUUAAUAAUAAUAAUACUAUAGAUUUAAAUACAACAAAUGAAGAUUCUUCAGUAAAUUCAAUUGAAGAAAAUGACAUGCAUCCAACUGGUGAAUGUGCUGAAAGUAUGGAGUCAUAUGAUUCUGUUGAAAGAUCAGAACAAGUACUUUUAGAACUUUGUAUUAAAAAAAUGUCAAAUGAUAAAUCAAGUCAAGAUAUAAUUGAUGGAAAAAAUGAUAAUAAUAAUAUUAGUCAAGAAGAUGCAAAUAAUUGUGAAGAAUAUCGUCGUCAACGUGAUCCAGAUGCAAUGAUUGCAUGUUUAGAUCGUUUAACAGCAACUUUAGUACAAGAAACAGAAGCAAUGAGAGAAAAAGAAUUAUCAACAAUGAAACAAAGUACAAUGAGUGAUAAAAUUGAUACAUGGAAUGAAGAUUCACCAAAUGACAAUUCAUUUCCAACAAUAACAAUGUCAGCUCCAUUUGUUGGAUCAUUUAAAAGUGAUGAAAAUCCAGGUACAUUACAAAGUUUAUCAUCAGAAGAAAGUCCUAUACCAGCAAGAAAAAAUAAUAUUAAUUUAAAUAAUGAAAUGAUGACAACAUCUAAAAUUAUUGAACAAGAAGCAUUUAAAUUAGCUGAAGCAGUUAAUGCUGAAUAUGGUGAAAUAAGUAUUCCUUGUAAUGAUUUAGAAUCAAUAAAACCACCAUCAACAAUGGGUAGUGCUGGAUCUCUUGUAACAAGUUAUACAGCUCCAGAAAAUUGUGAUAAUAAUUCAAUGAUAAAUAAUGAACGUUGUUAUUCAACUUCACUUCCAUCUGGACUUGUUAAAAAUAGCAGAAAAAAAUCGCUACCAAUUGGAAUUGUUGCUAAAAGAGCACUUGGACAAACAUCAAAUACAAUACACAGUAUAAGUCUUGAAAAUUUAUUAAAUGACACAUCAAGUAUAUCACAAUUGGAAAAUGUUAAACCACCAUCAAUGAUGGAAGAUUUAUUGACAUUGGAUAGUGUUGGUGAUAUGGAAAAUAGUAUGUUGAGUGUUGCUAGUAUAACAUCUGAAAUUGCUGAUUUAAAAUAUGGUAAUACAAAUGAUUGUUCAUUUGAUAUCGUUAAACCAAUUGCAAAUACAUUAUCAAUGACAUGUAAAAGAUAUGCUGAGGGUAGUGCUGGUAAUAGUUUAUCUGAAUAUCUUGAAAAUAUUAAUCCACCAAGUUUAUUAAAUGAAGUUAGUGAAAUUGAUGAUACAACUGUUGAUGCAAAUACAGAUACAAUGUGUAGUGAUACAUUGUGUAUGGAUAUUGAAUUAUUGAGUGAAGAACUUGGUGUAACACAUACAAUUUAUUCACAUAAAAUUGAUGAAAAUGAUAAUGAUACUGAUGGUGCAACAACACCAAUACCAACUGAAUAUAGUCUGAGUAGUUCAGCUGAAUCAACACCUAAAAAACGUCAUCAUAAAAAUCAUUUAACACCAAAACAAAAAAGACAACUAGCUAAAGAAAGAUAUAAAACAUAUACGAUUGCUGCUGAGUUAGUUAAAAAAGAAGAAGAAGAAAGAAAAAAAUUAAAUGUUAAUGGUAAAUUAUCAUUUACAAAAUUAACACCUAAACAAAAAAGACAAGAAGAUCGUGCACGUUUUCAAACUCAAGUACUUGAUAAUCCAUUGAAAAAUAUUAUUACAAAUUUAGCUCAACAAGAGACAAAAGAAGAAGAAAAUAAUAAUGAAGAAGAAGAAGAUAAAAAUAGUAGUGAGUUUGAUAUUAAAAAAAAUGAUACAACAGAUAAAUCACAGUCAUUGAUGAAAUCUGGAAUUCCAUCAUUCAAAGGAUUAACAGGAACAUUUAAUAAAAAAAAAACACGUGUUGAAAAUAAAGAUCGUUAUCAAACAAAAAUAUUAAAUGAAUCAAGUAAUUCAAAUGACAUUACAACAUCAUCUGAAGAAGUACAAACAAUGCUUGAAAAAAAUUCAAAUAUUGUUAAUGAAAAAACAAUAACAACAACAAAUACAGAUAAAUAUUCAACAUAUGUAAGAAAAAGUCAUCAAGAAAUUGAAAAUAAUGUUUAUGAUAAUGAGGAUGAUGAUGAUAAUAGUAAUGAUGUUGAAUUACAAAAAAAAGAUAAAACUCUUACACAACAAGAUAUUUAUGAAAAUGAUAAUGAUGAAGAUGAGGAUGAUGUUAAUGCAAAUAGUGAUUCAGAAGAUGAAAUAAUUGAAGUUGAAGUUAUUGAGGAACAACAGCCAAAAAAACCAAAAAUAAUAAAACCAAGUGGCUCAAUGAGUCGUGAUCCAUCAGUUGAUUCAAGUAAUCCAGAACCACCAAGUCCAAAAGGCAUUAGAGGCAGAAGAAAAGCUCUAUAUUCAACUCCAAAUACUCGUAAAUCAACACCACAAUCAUCACCAAUUAAAAAAGUUAUAUCAAGCAUUCCAAUUGGACGUAGCAAUACAACACCAUUAGUAAGAGCAACACGUGCUACAACACUUAGACAAAAUAAUAAUACCAACAACAAUAAUUUAGCAACAACAACAACAACAAAAGAUAAUUUAUUACAAAAAACAAAUUACAUUGCAAGAAAUGUUGAAUUAUCAAAGAGAAGUUCAAUACCUCAACGUGGAACAAGUUAUUCAACAACACCAACAGCAACAACUGGUAAACAAUCAAUAAAACGUCACAGUACACCACCAGGUUGUCAAUCACAAGAUAAAAAAAAACCAGAUGUGCCAAAACCACUUGAAAGACAAGGUACAUUUACAAAAGAUGAACCAGAAAUGGAUAAUCCACCAAUUGUAUCAGCAAAUUCAUCACCAAUAAAAAUAUCUAAAAUAGGUAAAUUACAAAUAUCAUCACCAAGUAAAUUAAAUACAAUAUUUAAAUCAAAAAUUAAAAAUAAUAAUUAUCAAACAAAAUUAUCAAAAUGUGCAAGUGCUGAGGGUAUACCAAGUAAACGUUUAUCAAUUGGUGAAACAUCUAAAAUAAUAUAUAAUGAAAAUGAUAAAAAACCAAUACUUGUUAAACGUUCAAAUACAAAUUUAAAUUUAAAUACACAAUCAUCAUUAUUAAAUCCAAGUGGAUCAAAAAAAAAUCAAAAAGAUCCAACAAGUAAAAUUAAAAGUUUAUGGAAAAAAGUUGAAGAAAAUAAAUUUAAACAAAAAUAUGAAAAACCAGAUAAACGACAAUGGAUUACAAAAGAACAUUGUAAUACUAAAAGUGCUGAUGAUGAUGAUGAUAAUAAUAAUAAUAUAACAGAAACAAAAAAUUCAACUUAUCGUUUAUUUAGAAGUUCAACAUUUGAGGGUGUGCCAAAACAAUCAAAUUUAUUAAAAAAUAAAACUAAAAUAACUGAUAAAUUAACUGAAGUAUCAAUUGAUGAUGAUAAAAGUAUUUCAUCUGGUGUUAAUAAUGACAGUAAAAUACCAAAAUUUGGUGAUACUUGUAAAGGUAAAAAAAAACAAAGUGGAUAUGAUACUGUUGUGCUGAGAAAACAAAAAAGUAUUGAUUCAACAGAUGGUGAUUUAACCAAAAGAAUAUCACGACUUGGAUCAUUCAUCAGGGUUGAUCCUGAUAAUCCAGAAAAUGGAUUAAAAAUUAUAAACAACAACACAACGCAAAAUUAUCAUCAAACAAUUGACAUUGAUACUGAAACAAUUGUCACGUCAUCCUCAAAAGUCACAACUGUUUAAAUAAAUAUUUAUUUAAAAUAAAAAAAAAUCCAUAUUAAUAAUAUUAUUAUUAAUCAAACUAAUGAUAAUCGAUUCAUAUAAAUUAUAUAAAAAUUGUCGCAUUUAUUUAUCAUUUUGGACUAGUCACAAAUAAUAAUAAUAUUAUGUCGUUCUGCAUUUUAAAAUUAUAUUUAUCAUUAUUAAUUAUUUUUCUUCUUUAUAAAAGUUUCUAGCUAUUAUUUAUUUAUUUUUUUUCAUUAUUUUUAUUCGUUGUUUUGUGUGAGUGUGUUGUAAAUAUAAAAAAAAAAAGACAACUGCUGGAUAAUAAUAGAUUUGAAAAAAAAAAAAAAAAAGCUUGAUAGGUACAAACAACAGGUAAUAUUUAAAAAAAAUAUUACUUGAUUUAUCAUAAUAAUAAUCCUAAUAGAAAUUAUUAUUUAUUUGCAAACACUGUAUAUAAGGUAUGAGCCUUUGAAUGUUUUUUGUUUUUUUUUUUAGUUUGUAUUUUUGAUUAAUUGUGAUUUUAAAGAGCAGAACAACAAGAUAAUAAAAAUAUAUAUAAUUUAAUAUAUAAUAAUCGCAAAU
This is a messenger RNA of Aphidius gifuensis, 8649 nucleotides long. Its product is annotated as protein PF14_0175-like. Gene Ontology annotation, biological process: negative regulation of microtubule depolymerization; cell migration; cell fate specification. The record is from RefSeq and is a predicted model, not a curated record. Bases 514 to 8085 code for a protein of 2523 amino acids. Gene Ontology annotation, molecular function: gamma-catenin binding; beta-catenin binding; microtubule binding. NCBI's taxonomy places the organism in Eukaryota, Metazoa, Arthropoda, Insecta, Hymenoptera, Braconidae. The transcript is spliced from 6 exons. Gene Ontology annotation, cellular component: cytoplasmic microtubule; catenin complex; beta-catenin destruction complex.